CAUGGAUGAAGAUGACGCCCCUCAUCCUGAUGAUUCUGGGGGUGUCAGGGGUGUACGGUGACAGUCACUCUCUGCGGUAUUAUGUCACUGGAGUCUCCGCUCCGGAAUCCGGACUUCCUGAGUACUCUGUAGUCGGAUAUGUGGAUGAUCGGGAGAUAGUAAAUUAUAACAGUGACACUCGUCAGUAUGUUCCCAAGACUGAGUGGAUGAAGAAAGUGGAACCAGAAUACUGGGAGGAGGAGACCAGAAAAGAUCAAUUUGCUGAGCCUGUGUACAAGCACAAUGUGCGGACAUUGAUGAGCCGAUUCAAUCAGACUGGAGGGAUCCAUAUUCUCCAGAGGAUGUACGGCUGUGAGCUGAGAGAUGACGGAACCACUGCGGGGUAUCAGCAGUACGGAUAUGAUGGGAGAGAGUUCAUGUAUCUGGACACAAAGAGUUGGAUAUGGAUGCCAACCAUGAACGAGGCUCAGAUCUCCACCCAGAGAUGGAACAGCAUUGAGGUCAGAUUGGGGGAGAUGGACGAGAAUUAUCUGGAGAAUGAAUGUAUCGUGUUUCUACAGAAAUUAAUAACGUAUGGGGGAGAAGAUUUGGAGAAAAAAGUGCGUCCAGAGGUGAAGGUGUGGGGCCGCCCUCAGUCAGACGGGGUAACAAGACUUCAGUGCCUGGUGUACGGGUUUCACCCCCGAGCUGUGGAUGUGAAGUGGGUGAAGAAUGGGGUAGACCAUGUUCCUUCAGAUGAAAUGAGUUCAGUUCUCCCCCAUCCUGACGGCACCUAUCAAAUCAGAGUCAGUGCGGAAGUGCCAACAAGGGAGGGAGACACUUACUCCUGUCAUGUGGAUCACAGCAGUCUGGGGAUGGAGACUCUCAGUGUGAUAUGGGAACCUGGAAAUGGCUCCUCAAUGACUCUGAUUAUUGCCAUCGUCUGUGCUGUUGUUGCCAUCGCUGUUGGUGUUGGUGUUGGACUCUUUUUCUACAAGAAGCGGGGAGGCGGCUACAAGACCACCAAUACUUCAGAUACCAAUUCUGACUCCUCCAACAACGCGAACUCCCCUAACAACCCGAAAGCCUGAGCGUACCCCGGAGGUGUAUUAUGUGAGGACAUCACAGGAAGAGAAGAUACAACUUUUCUCUAUGCAGAUUCAGC
This is a messenger RNA of Nanorana parkeri, 1144 nucleotides long. Its product is annotated as class I histocompatibility antigen, F10 alpha chain-like. Gene Ontology annotation, cellular component: external side of plasma membrane. Lineage: Eukaryota; Metazoa; Chordata; Amphibia; Anura; Dicroglossidae. The transcript is spliced from 7 exons. The coding region runs from base 6 to 1070 and encodes 354 amino acids. The record is from RefSeq and is a predicted model, not a curated record. Gene Ontology annotation, biological process: immune response.